AUGAGUAUUAAUUAUGCAAGUAAAGUAUAAUCUAUUAUAAACAAGAAUUAGGAAAUCGUAGUAGAAGAUAAUCUUUGAAUUCUGAUUUCAUGCAAAUACAUAAGACUUCAUAAGUAAGAAUAAUUUUUUCUUAUAUUUUUAAGAAUAAUAAAACAUUUACAGAUUCGUUUUCUGUUUCACUUCAUCAAUCAAAAUCAAUUUUUAACAAAAAGAAUAUUUCAAAAUUAGACUUGUAACAAAAAAUUUAUAAUCAAUAUUAGAGAUGAUCAAUUUGGAAAUCUUAAAAGUAAAGUGAUUAGCUCUAAACCAAAAACUGAAGUUACAAGAAAGAAAUUUACAUUCAAUUAAAAAGGUAAAAUGAAGAAUUUUCUUAAUGCCAUUGACGAUUAUAUUGAACAAUUAAAUGAGAAUUCCCAUAGCUGUACUAUAACAUCAGAUUCUCAAAGUAAGUUAGAAAAUAUGUUUUUCCUUAAAUUUGACAUAAUAUAAAAAAAGUAGGAACAAUUAAAAAAAAAAUACAAAAAAUUACAAUAAUCUCAUUCUAUUGAAAGAUAUGAAAAUUAAACUUUGAAAAAUCAAUUGUAUGAUUUGCAUCAUUAGUUAGAAGCAGAAAAAAGAAAAAAUUACAUAUAAUAAUUAAAUUUAGAAAAGUAGGAAUAAAAAAAUAAAGAAUUAAAAUUAAGAUAUCAAUAUUUAUCAAAUUCUUAUCUCAGAGAAAAAUUGAAGCAAGAAAAUUAAAAAUUGAAAAUAUUGCAGAAUAGCAUCUCGAUAUAAGAAAGCAAUAUUGUAUUUAAAUAUAAUUAUACUUAGCCUUAAGAUACAAGCUAAUCUAGUUUAUUGUUAGAUGAUAGUACAAUGAAAAAAUUUCUAAAAUCAUAAAUUCGCAAAUUGAAAUAAAACAAUAGAUAAAUUGAUGAUUAUUCAAAUCUUUAUAAAAAAUAUAGUGAACAUAACAUUGAAAACUUUUGA
Molecule: messenger RNA, 969 nt
Organism: Paramecium sonneborni
Lineage: Eukaryota; Ciliophora; Oligohymenophorea; Peniculida; Parameciidae
Source: the annotation of a GenBank genome assembly